UGGACACUAAGGUUUGAUCAUGUGUUGUUUGUUGUAUUAAGAUAGUUUUAAGAUAUGUCUAUGUGAUAUAACACAAGCAGCCAAAACCACGAGCAUAGUUAAGAGGUAAUAAUAUAUUUUGUUGUUUCUUGUCCAGAGAAUUCAUGUUACUCUUGUCUGAAUCUUCCUCAAAUCUACUCAUGUAGACCUCCCUAUCUCGAUCUAAAUUUCCGCCAAACUUUUUUUAAUCCCAAAGAUUCUUUAAACAGAAUCAUCAUCAAUCAUGAAAGAGAUCAAGAAGACGAUGACGAAGCAGAUGACGGCAAGACGUGACGACACGCCGUUACACACGGCGGUUAGAGAAGGCAAAACGGACCUUCUUUUGGAGAUGAUCGGAGAACACGACGGCGUGGAGCUGAAAGAGUUGUUGGCCGAGCAAAACCAGUCCGGUGAAACGGCUUUGUACGUUGCGGCUGAGUACGGUUACACCGACAUGGUUAAGAUUCUGAUGAAACACUCCGACUCUGUCUUAGCCGGAACCAAAGCCAAGAACGGCUUCGAUGCCUUUCACAUCGCCGCCAAAAACGGAAAUCUACAGGUUCUUGAUGUGUUAAUAGAGGCAAAUCCAGAACUCUCAUUUACAUUUGAUUCAUCCAAAACCACGGCGCUUCAUACCGCGGCUUCACAGGGUCAUGGAGAGAUUGUUUGUUUCUUGUUGGAUAAAGGUGUGGACUUAGCUGCUAUUGCGAGAAGCAAUGGUAAAACCGCUUUGCACUCUGCAGCUAGGAACGGGCACACGGUGAUUGUGAAGAAGUUGAUUGAAAAGAAGGCUGGUAUGGUUACAAGAGUCGACAAGAAAGGUCAAACCGCUCUUCAUAUGGCGGUUAAAGGACAAAACACUGAGAUUGUGGAUGUGUUGAUGGAAGCAGAUGGUUCGUUGAUCAAUUCCGCGGAUAAUAAAGGAAACACUCCAUUGCAUAUAGCAGUCCGUAAAAACAGAGCAGAGGUAAUCGUUGAUCAAUCUUUUAAGUUAUUCUUGUUGCAGAAGUUAGAAUCUUUCUUGUAUUCUUUGCAGAUUGUUCAGACAGUUUUAAAGUAUUGUGAAGUCAGUAGAGUGGCGGUUAAUAAAUCAGGAGAAACAGCUCUUGAUAUCGCUGAGAAAACCGGACUACAUGAGAUCGUACCGCUUCUGCAAAAGAUCGGUAUGCAGAACGCAAGAUCCAUCAAGCCAGCUGAAAAAGUGGAACCAUCAGGCUCUUCUAGGAAACUGAAAGAAACAGUUAGUGAAAUAGGCCAUGAGGUGCAUACUCAGCUUGAACAAACCGGGAGAACGAGAAGAGAGAUCCAAGGAAUCGCUAAACGGGUCAACAAAAUGCACACGGAAGGACUCAACAACGCGAUAAACUCCACUACCCUAGUAGCCAUUCUCAUAGCAACCGUUGCUUUUGCAGCUAUCUUCAACGUUCCAGGCCAGUACACGGACGACCCUAAAGACGUACCUCCAGGAUAUUCACUCGGAGAAGCAAGAGCAGCUCCAAGACCCGAGUUCUUGAUAUUCGUCGUGUUUGAUUCUUUCGCGCUUUUCAUCUCUUUAGCGGUGGUUGUGGUUCAGACAUCAGUGGUGGUUAUAGAGAGGAGAGCAAAGAAGCAAAUGAUGGCUAUAAUCAACAAGCUCAUGUGGAUGGCUUGCAUUAUGAUCUCAGUAGCGUUCGUAUCACUGUCUUUUGUUGUCGUGGGAGAGAAAGAGAAGCCUUUGGCGGUUGGAGUAACCGCCAUUGGAGCUUUGAUCAUGGUUUCAACACUAGGGACUAUGUGUUAUUGGGUGAUUGCUAACCGGAUUGAAGGAUCUAAGUCAUCUCCAGCUUCCAUGAUGUCAGAUCCUGAGUUAGCUGAUUCCAAACAUAACCGGAAACUUUAUGCGGUUUGAUUAGAGUGAAACAGAGGAUUUAGAAAAUCAUUAAAGAACAGAGAGAUUUUGUAUCCAGAUAAUAAAAGAGAUAACUCUUGUGUUUAUAGUAGAUUCUGUAUAUGUAACAAAAGGGAAAUAGUAUAAAUCAAUUUAUAAGACUUUUACAUGAUAAAUCAUCAAUGUUGACUUUGACUAGAGUCAACAAAAAUGACGAUGCCUAUACAAAGAACAAGG
Molecule: messenger RNA, 2122 nt
Organism: Arabidopsis thaliana (thale cress)
Lineage: Eukaryota; Viridiplantae; Streptophyta; Magnoliopsida; Brassicales; Brassicaceae
Gene: ANK1
Product: ankyrin-like1
Exons: 2
Coding region: 263-1906 (547 amino acids)
Cellular component (GO): membrane
Source: RefSeq, marked reviewed